GAGUGACGAAAGGCCAAGUUGUUCUGAACACACUGCCAUCGCCUUCAGUUGUCUCCUCAAUUCAGUGUGUUACAGUGCAGGUCUUCCUGGUCUCGAGGACAGUGAAUUGUGAUCAUUUCUACUUUAAUCUCGCGGAGGUUGUAUGUCAGGAGAUCACCCUGAAACGACGUGUCGGAAGCUAGAGGGGAGUGUGGUCUCGGCUGGAUGGGAAGCUCGGUGUAGCUUACGCCUAGCCAGGGUAGCGGCUCGCUGCAAGCUUAAGGUGCACUGCAGAGAUAUACCUGCAGCAAAAGAAGACAAAGCGCACCAUUAGGCACGGCCUGCGUGAUAUAUGUCUGGGAAAGGUUCUGACUGUAGGUGAAUCUGGUGAUGACUCCAGCCAUGUGGCAAAGAAAAUUCUCCCAAAAUUAUGGAGAUGUGGCGAGGCUCUGCAGGGACGAUUGUAUGGCAACAGCGAGGGGAAGGCCCGAGGAGGCGGGGCUUUUGCCUGUGGAAUUUUUGUUCUCUCCUCGGACGAGCAGUGAUGUCGUGAUUUUCUGGAGGAUCACAGGCCAACAGAUUCACACUGUGAGACUCUGCGGAGCUUGACCUGCCUCCCCCAUGCUGAACCUGGUGGGAGUGACGUCAGAAGGCGUUCACUGAGGAGUUUAAAGACUCGGAAGCCGAGAUGUUUCUCACACCUCCAGCCUGAACGUGUGUGAGUGUCUUUCUUCUCCUUCAAUUCGAGCGUGCCUGGAGCAGCUCUUCAGCCCUUGCAUACGUAUGGACCUUGUGGCUCUGAAGUGAUGAGCUAAAUCAAACUGAGAGAAUGGUGGGACACGAAGAAGAAGAGUUUUGUUCUGAACACCGAUCACACUGACGGCAAUUGAAUAUUCAAUUCGUCGACUUGAACGAGAAGAAUUUGUGCUUUUCAGCCGAGCAAGAUGAGUUCUCUGGAAUUUGAUGAAGCUGCUGACUUGGAGCACAUACCGGUCGAGGAAGUUUUCGCUCAGCUAAAAUGUUCCCCGGAGGGCCUGACGUCAACAGAGGGCGAGGCUCGUAUCAAAAUCUUUGGCUACAACAAACUUGAAGAGAAAUCGGAGAGUAAGAUCUUGAAGUUCCUUGGUUUUAUGUGGAAUCCAUUGUCUUGGGUCAUGGAAGCUGCUGCAAUCAUGGCCAUCGCUUUGGCCAAUGGCGGAGGAAAGCCCCCAGACUGGCAAGAUUUUAUCGGUAUCUUGACACUUCUCGUCAUCAACUCCACAAUUAGUUUUGUCGAGGAAAACAACGCAGGAAAUGCUGCAGCUUCACUUAUGGCCCGACUUGCUCCAAAGACGAAGGUCCUUCGAGAUGGCAAGUGGUCCGAGCAGGACGCAGUGAUUCUUGUACCCGGAGACAUCAUCAGCAUCAAGCUUGGUGACAUCGUACCUGCAGACGCUCGUCUUCUCGAAGGAGAUCCUUUAAAGAUUGAUCAGUCUGCACUUACCGGAGAGUCUCUUCCAGUCACCAAAAAGCCAGGAGACGAAGUGUACUCAGGCUCUACUUGCAAGCAAGGAGAACUUUCAGCGGUGGUGAUUGCUACUGGUGUGCAUAGCUUUUUCGGUAAAGCUGCUCACCUCGUUGAUAGCACACACCAAGUGGGACACUUUCAGAAAGUGCUGACGUCGAUCGGAAAUUUCUGCAUCGUCUCCAUCGCAACAGGCCUGAUCAUUGAGAUUAUUGUAAUGUACGCUGUUCAAAAAAGGAAAUAUCGAGAAGGAAUUGACAACCUUCUGGUGUUACUUAUCGGAGGAAUUCCCAUAGCUAUGCCAACUGUGCUAUCUGUCACCAUGGCCAUUGGUUCUCAUCGCCUGUCUCAGCAGGGUGCUAUUACGAAGAGAAUGACUGCCAUCGAGGAGUUGGCGGGUAUGGAUGUGCUGUGCAGUGACAAAACUGGAACGCUAACUUUGAACAAGCUGACCGUAGAUAAGAAUCUCAUUGAGUGUUUCACAAAAGGUAUCGACAAAGACUAUGUGGUCUUAUCGGCAGCUAGAGCUGCUAGGACAGAGAAUAAAGAUGCAAUCGAUACCGCCAUAGUUGGGAUGCUCGCAGAUCCAAAGGAGGCUCGUAAUGGCAUUCAGGAGAUUCACUUCCUCCCCUUCAACCCUACGGACAAGCGUACCGCCAUUACCUUUAUUGAUCAGAGCGAUGGGAAGUGGCACAGAGCUACCAAGGGAGCUCCAGAAGAGAUCUUGGCUUUGGCGAAGAACAAGGAUCAAAUUUCUGCCAGGGUGCACACUGUCAUUGACAAAUUUGCUGAGCGAGGGCUUCGAUCCCUUGCUGUCGCCAGACAGGAAGUACCUGAAAAAAGUAAGGAUAGCCUUGGAGGUCCUUGGGAGUUUCUUGGUCUAUUGCCCCUGUUCGAUCCACCCCGUCAUGACAGUGCGGAAACUAUUAGCAGAGCUUUGAACCUAGGAGUGAACGUCAAGAUGAUAACAGGUGAUCAGCUGGCUAUUGCAAAAGAAACUGGACGGAGACUUGGCAUGGGGGCCAACAUGUAUCCAUCUGCAGCACUAUUCGGAAAUAAGAAGGAUGCAAGAAUAUCAGAAAUACCAGUAGAUGAGCUUAUUGAAAAGGCCGACGGAUUUGCCGGAGUCUUUCCAGAGCAUAAGUAUGAAAUCGUCAAAAGGCUACAGGAGAAAAAACAUAUCUGUGGCAUGACCGGAGAUGGAGUGAAUGAUGCACCUGCAUUGAAGAAGGCAGAUAUUGGAAUUGCUGUUGACGAUGCUACCGAUGCAGCAAGAAGCGCGUCGGACAUUGUGUUGACUGAACCUGGUUUAAGUGUUAUUAUUCAUGCAGUUUUGACCAGCCGAGCCAUCUUCCAGAGGAUGAAAAAUUAUACGAUCUAUGCAGUUUCCAUCACAAUCCGUAUUGUUCUUGGCUUCCUCUUGCUCACCUUGAUUUGGAAGUUCGAUUUCUCUCCCUUCAUGGUUCUGAUCAUCGCAAUACUGAACGACGGAACAAUCAUGACUAUCUCUAAGGAUCGUGUCAAGCCAUCUCCUCUUCCUGACAGCUGGAAGCUUGCCGAGAUCUUUACCCAGGGAGUGGUAAUUGGGACAUACUUAGCGCUCAUGACCGUCCUUUUCUACUGGGCAGCAGCGAAAACCAAUUUCUUUGAGAGAACUUUCAACGUCCAUUCUCUGAAUGGAUCUCAUGAUGAGCUCACAGCAGCGGUUUAUCUCCAAGUCAGUAUCAUCAGUCAGGCUCUGAUCUUUGUGACUCGAUCGAUGAGCUGGUCAUUCAUGGAACGACCAGGAUCAUUGCUCAUGUGUGCAUUCUGUAUUGCACAACUGGUUGCCACUUUGAUCUCUGUUUACGCAAACUGGAGCUUUGCUCACAUUAAGGGAAUCGGUUGGGGCUGGGCUGGAAUCAUCUGGAUAUACUCCGUUAUUUCUUACGUUCCACUCGACCCAAUCAAGUUUACUGUCCGAUAUGUUUUGAGUGGAAAGGCUUGGGAUCUGAUGCUCGAGCGCCGGACUGCUUUCACUUCUAAGAAGGACUUUGGAAAGGAAGAUCGUGAGGCACAGUGGGCUAAGCAACAACGUACCCUUCAUGGCCUCACUCAGCCUGGUUCUGAGGUCGGAGUUGACUUCCAUGAUGUACCCGAGCUAGCGCAAGAGGCUAAACGCCGUGCCGAGGUCGCAAAGUUGAGAGGUGAAAUUACAUCAUUGGAUGAUGAUACGGCCUCCGUGAAGGGAGAGACUGAGAGGUACAGAUUUCGAAAAUAUUCCGCAAGCCUGUCUGGCCGACAGCUCUAGAUAGAAGUGAUUAGUCAGUCAGUCAUCCAUCGACAAUGUUUUUAGUGUUGCGAUGGAAAGGCAUAGUUUUCGAGCGAAGAGAGCAUGGACUUGUAGGAAUAUCACGAGGAGUACUCUCUGUCACUUCCAAUAAUUCUACUCAAGCUGAUCUCUAGGAACAGGACGUAGAUACUAUUCUCCAAUUUGCAUUAAGAGAAGGAUGGUAGUUCUGUGAGGUACAGCACUUCUUGCAAACUUCUGUCAGUUUGUACCGCAGACUGUCUUGUACGUUCACGUCUGUCAUCAAUAUAAGACUGGUUCGCUUUUGCCC
Molecule: messenger RNA, 4083 nt
Organism: Marchantia polymorpha subsp. ruderalis
Lineage: Eukaryota; Viridiplantae; Streptophyta; Marchantiopsida; Marchantiales; Marchantiaceae
Source: the annotation of a GenBank genome assembly